UGUAAGCAAGAAGCACUGUCGAGUCAGUGCGCGAUUACUGCAUCGCGAGACAUCCAUCUUCAAAACAAAUCGGUAUUAAAUUUUUCCACUAACUAUCGAAAAGAUUGGUCGUCUAUCGGGAAUAUCGCCUAUUAAGACAGGAGAAAGGAAAAGAGACACGAAAAUUAAAGAACUGACGAAAUAUUUAGAGAAAUUCGAGAGGAAGAUAAGACAAAACUCGUUAAGAGACUAAUUAAAAAUCAAGGACGAGGACUGAGACCAGAAAUGAUGGAACGUUCUUUAUUUCCAAAAUCGUUCCUCCUCGCGAUAUUCCUUGUGAAUAUUCACGAGUAUUGCGCCGCUUAUACUCCUCCAAUGGUUACAGUGGAGCCGCUUCAUCCCGUAGGACUGCGCAUGUCAAUUCCUGAUGAACACGGAAUUACAUUAGUGGCCUUCCAUGUUAAAUUCAACGAGGAUUUCGAUGGUCUAGAAGCGGGACAAAUAGCGAAAGAUAUUCUCAAACUUCGUAACGGACGUUGGACUUAUCAGGACCGGCGAACUGAGUUAAAGAGGGACGACAUUAUUUAUUAUUGGAUUCAUGUAGUAUAUGAGGGCCUUGGUUACAAUCAGAUUGAUCAAUCGCAUCGGGUUAUCGAUUUUUACAAUUACGAUGGCACUAAAUAUAUCGAAGUUCAAAACGAGCAAAACUGUACGACGACAUCGGCCACAUGGAUCUUCAAAAACGGCGGACGACGGCAAGUCUGUCCUCGUCAACUGCUCUUCGAGGAGAAUUUCGAUACUAUCAAUAGCACAAACUGGAAUUCGAUUCAACGUUUUGCUGGUGCGCCGGAUAAUGAAUUUGUUGUCUACAUGACCAAUGAUGUAACAGACAUAAACGACGGCUGGCUGCGCAUCAAACCGAUUCUUCUUGACACCAAAUUCGGCAAGGAUUUCACAUUGCAUGGAAGAUUGAUAUUGGAAGAUUGCACAGGACAAAUUGGUACAAGUGAGUGUCAACACCAAGCUGCCGGCUGGUAUAUCUUGCCACCGUUGAUCUCGGGACGUCUUAAUACAAAGGGAAAAUUCGAGUUUCUCUUCGGACGCAUCGAAAUAAGGGCCAAGCUGCCGCGUGGUUUGGAUUGGGUGUACCCUCUGUUAAUUCUGGAGAGUACCGAAAAUACGUUGGAGUUUGGACUCCACCGCGAGAUUAGGAUCGCGUCUUCGGUGGGCAACGAUAUACUAAGAACACCCGCGGGCGAAAACAUCAGCAAUCGUAUAUUGAGUGCAGGUGGAUUGACCAUUGCCUUAAACGGGAGUGACGCACAGAAUAUUAACCGGUUUCAAUUGCUUAAGAGGCAAUCGAGUAAGCCUUGGGCGGAGAACUUGCACAUCUUUGAGAUCGAAUGGAAGAGCGGUCUCAUCGUGGCAAAAGUCGACGGAAUGCAGUACGGCGAACAGAUUGUAGAUGGUUCAUUUGGCAAACCGUCAUAUUUGACUUUGGGAAUCGCUGUUGGAGGUGUUCACGAAUUCCCAGAUCUCGUUACGAGUAAUGGCUAUGUCAAGCCAUGGCGAAACACCGAGGCAAAGGCGAUGUACAAGUUUUAUCGCGCAAAAGACAACUGGUAUCCCACAUGGGACACACAAACGGCCCUUGAAGUGGAUUACGUGAAAGUAUGGGCACUAUAAAUACGUUUAUCUCUGCAAAACAAUACAUCCGCAUAACUAGUUAUAUUUUUAUUAUCUGUAGACAUUUUACAACACAUUUUUUUCACAAAAUAACGUCAUUUAUCCAACAAUAAUCUCUUAAUUCGUUUGUACGAAAUAAAUAAUAACGAAAUAAUAGACA
Messenger RNA from Formica exsecta, 1825 nucleotides. Its product is annotated as beta-1,3-glucan-binding protein-like. The record is from RefSeq and is a predicted model, not a curated record. The transcript has 9 exons. Lineage: Eukaryota; Metazoa; Arthropoda; Insecta; Hymenoptera; Formicidae. Bases 265 to 1665 code for a protein of 466 amino acids. Gene Ontology annotation, molecular function: carbohydrate binding; hydrolase activity, hydrolyzing O-glycosyl compounds. Gene Ontology annotation, biological process: carbohydrate metabolic process.